Messenger RNA from Mytilus trossulus (common blue mussel), 1072 nucleotides. RefSeq lists its product as uncharacterized. Bases 221 to 1003 code for a protein of 260 amino acids. The transcript has a single exon. The record is from RefSeq and is a predicted model, not a curated record. Lineage: Eukaryota; Metazoa; Mollusca; Bivalvia; Mytilida; Mytilidae.
UCAAAUAUUUGUGUGGGUGUGUGGGUGUUGCAGCCUGUAGCUUAUUGCCAUAUUCGGCAUGGCCAUAGAGGGCGCUCGCAGCUUGAAUCAGAAUUUUGGAAUUCCCGUAUCAGCUUGAAUUAGAAUUUUGGAAUUCCCGAAUCGGGCACUUGUUAAUUUGCUGUCGACUAGAAAGCAGGUGUUACACAAAUUAGUUAAACUUUUAAAAGAAAAAGAAAAGAUGCCAAACAAGAGAAAUGCCGUAGGAUCGCCAUCAAGGGCCAUGGGAAAGAAGAGAAGAACGGCUAACAGGACAGGCGGACAGAUAAUGCAGAACGAGGAAAUAACCCAAAAGAAGGACGGAGCUGGCCGGAGAAGAAUUGCAAAGAAAACCCAAGGGGUCGGACACGUGGUGGCAGAAGGACCGGUGGAAACUACUGAUUUUUCAUCAGGUAAUGAGUCGGAGGAGGAUGCACGAGCGUUCACCUCUUUAAGGCACGACCCGUUACACAAAAACUUUGAAAUUGCAAAUAAUUCCAUUGAUUUCACUCCUUCACAAGAAUCUAGCAUUCAUGACACAGUGGGGGAACACGUGCCUUUUAAAAUUAAGGAAAAAAUUUGGGAGGGAAAGUUUAUUGAGCUGCAUUCUCUUUUGAGAACGCAAAAAGCAAUGGAAGAGGUGGACGAGGGCGAUUUGAAAUUAAAAAGGGGAAAAAUUUGCAUUGAAAAAAGAUCGUCGAGUGUUAAUUUGUCCAUAAAUGAAUGGACUUCAGCAUUCAUGGUUUUUAUGAGUGUCUACAUUGAGAAAUACUGCACACGGGCACAGGAAUUGUUAAAAUAUAUGCGCGAUAUAAGACUAGCGGCAACGAGGUCAGAAAACUGGGCCACCUAUGACGAGCAAUUUAGGCUAAAAAUAGAGAAGAAUCCAAAUUUAUCUUGGGGAAAUAUACACGGUGAAUAUUGGCUAUUACACAUCACAUCUCCCAUAGUACAAAACAGCGUGUCAGUGCAAUCACAGGGUUAAAGGACAAAUACACAACAUCCGCUAAUCUGAUGAUUAUAAAUUCCUAACUGUCAGUAUUAAUUAUAAGCC